CGGGCGUCGCUUCCAUGACGGCUUUUGUGCGCGCCAGCUGGGUUUGUGGUGGAGGGUAGGGUAGAAGUCGCCGUUAGCGAGGCAUUGGCCUUUGCUUGCCCCUUCUUUUUUUCCCCCCGCCAUGACUUCAGAACGGGGAGCGGGCAAUGAGGGCAUCAAGUUAUCAGCAGAGGUCGAACCAUUUGUCCCGAAAUUUGCAGCAGUAACAGUGGCAUGGCCAGAACCCUCAGAAGCAUGUGUCUUUCCUGGAUAUUAUACGACAUGCUACCCAUAUGUUCAGGAGCCAUCAGUGAAUAAACAACAGCUAUAUAUUGAAGAAGUACCAUGGGAUACCUCCACCUGUCUUUCUCAGCGUGCAUCUCAAAAUCUUACAGGAUGUAAUUCUCUUGAGGAGUACACCAAUUCUCCAUAUUCUCUUACUGCCACACCAAGAACACAUGCAGUUUCCAGCUUCCAGAGUCAGAACAUUUCUAGUAAACAGGGUAGAGAGUACAUACAACAGACUUCUUUGAUCAGAAAAGAAUGUGCUACUUUAUCCAGGAGACAGCUGAAAAAUAGUGAAACUAGACUGGAGGAUAAAAGGCCUAAUGGAAGUGAUUUUACCUGCAGAUCAACAGAAAAUUCACCUUUUAUUGCUCUGCAGAGCAGGAAUCCUAUUAAAUGUGAUACACUGACUCACAUGAUUGAAAAAAAAGAGGCCAGAAUACACAAUAGGCCUAUAAAAGUUAUGAAUGGGAAGUUCAAGCAAAUUCCAAACGCUGAGCAUCUACCAGAACCUGCCUUUGAAAUGACCUUGUCAGAUUUCCCAAAACUCCAAGACCUAGAAAGUAACAAUCUCCUGGAUCUUCAAAAGCAUGCAUGGGGGCCAGUGGGCUCAGCAGAAGGAGAUAAGCUGCCUCUGACACCUCCAGGAAAACUUGCAAUUUCAAACAUAACCAAAGAGGGUGAAGCAUGUCGGAAAAAGCAUUUACCAACAAGACCCUUAAGUUCUUCAUCAGAUCCCGGAGUUCCUCAGGCACAUCCAGGUCUUUUCACUGAAAUACCCUUAUCUUGGGCCACUGUGCUUUCCCAAACUCCCAAAAAAGUUGUUCCAGUUCCAGCUUCAAUUCUGGCAAGCAAUCAUUCUGGAAGUAAAAUAACAGAUAAUGCUGCUGAGGAUUACAAGCAAUCAGAAAGAAGAGAAAAUGCAAGUAACCUUGAAGAAACAGCAAAUAAAAAGAAGAAGAAGAAGAAGAAAAAGAAAACCAGAUCAUGCAGUGAAGUAGAGAAGCUUCAUAUCCAGAGGAUUUUAAUUCAAGACCCUCCAAGAAUUCAGGAUGUUGAAGAAUUCCCAGAUUUAGCAGCUGCUUUUGACAGAAAACAUAAACAGGCAACUGAAAAUAUUCCUUGUUUAACACCUAUUAUUGAGAAGGCUAAAGUAAUCACAAAGCUGUCUGCAUUUGAGUCUCAUGACCGUUCUCCUCCAAAGGAAUUAAUAAUACCUAUGCCAGAUGUAUUAUCAACAAGAAAAACAGGCAAACAGGAUUCACCAGCUCCAAUAGAAAAAAAGAAAAUGCAGGGUACUCUGCCAUCUAAGAAAAACAGAAAAAAGAGUCAGAUUCCCGUACAGCUUGAUUUAGGAGGUAUGCUGGCAGUUUUGGAAGAAAAACAGCAUGCAGAAAAAUUACAUCAAUCAUUUAAACCUCUGGUGCUUUCAGUUGGUGGUGGAGUAACAUUGCCCACAAAGGAAUCUCUCAGAGUGACAAAAACUUCACCGUCAAUUCAGAAAAAUACUCCACACAAUCCCUUGGACUCUAGUUCUCCAUUGGUCAAGAAGGGGAAGCAGAGAGAAGUCCCAAAGCCAAAGAAGCCAACUUCAUUAAAAAAGAUUAUUUUGAAGGAGAGGGAACAGCGAAAACAGCAACACAUUUUAGAACAGAUGGCUAUACCGAAGAAAGCUGAUGCUGUUGAGCAGAAUGCAGAAUUUGUUCCUGAUGACGCGCAAUUUUGUAAAGCCCCCAGAGAAGAUACAGGGUUCAUCGGCAACCAGUCAGGUCCAGAAGUUGUAAAAGAAGUUGCAGAGGACCCGGUACUUCUGAUGCAGAGUAGUUCAGAAGUGGACUUGAAAUGUACAGAAUCUAGUGGCUCCAUGCAAAACUCAAUUGCUCCAUCACAGCUGAAACCCAGCUUUCCCAAGAUCCAUAGCCGAAGAUUUAGAGACUACUGUACCCAAGUGCUUAGUAAAGAAGUUGACAGCUGCGUUACAGAUCUCCUAAAAGAGUUGGUUCGUUUCCAAGACCGUUUGUAUCAGAAAGACCCUGUGAAGGCCAAGACGAAACGCAGAAUCGUUCUGGGACUCAGAGAAGUGUUGAAACACUUGAAGCUGAAGAAGCUGAAAUGUGUCAUCAUUUCUCCAAAUUGUGAAAAAAUUCAGUCAAAAGGUGGGUUGGAUGAGACUCUGCAUCUCAUAAUUGACACUGCAUGUGAACAGAAUAUUCCAUUUGUUUUUGCUCUCAAUCGCAAAGAUCUAGGGCACUGUGUGAACAAAUUAGUGCCUGUUAGUGUGGUGGGAAUAUUCAGCUACGAUGGUGCUCAGGACCACUUUCACAAAAUGGUGGAAUUGACAAUGGAAGCAAGGCUGGCGUACAAGGAAAUGAUUUCAACUUUAGAGAAGGAGUCAAGUGAAGAAAUAAAACAAAGUGACUGUGCAAUCCAAACCCAUCAGAAAGAGAAUUGUGCACUAGAUAAUGGUAUAGUACCCCUUCAAGUAUCUGAAGAGGAUUCCCCAAAUUACAUUAAGAUCUGGAAGCAAAAGCUUGAAGAGGAGUAUAAUCCCUACAUCCUGGAGCUGGAAAAACUGUCAACCACUGACAUGUUGCCCUUGGAUGUUGAGGAGCCUCAGUAAAUCAAGACUACCUUCUUUGGCAUUAUUGACUUUUACUUUAUGUGUGUGUCUGAGUGUAUAUAGACUUGUAAAUAGUGAGUUACCUAAAUUUAAUUAUCUGUAAUAUAAGAUAGAAAACCCACAGUUGAAUUUCUGAGAUAAUUUAAUGCCAAAGAAUUCAGAGCUGUCCAAUAACUUCCCUCCGAGGGCGGAUUCAGUGAAAGCACUUGGUUCAUCCAAAUGAGAUACAGAAUGAGACAGGAAUUGAAUUGGAUUUGUUUGUAUUUUCAUAUAGCAAUACUGUAGAGAAAGCAGCUUUAGCAUAAUGCCAGACAGCUAGUCUCUGCUCCAUAUAAGCACAGAGUCUCCAAUCACUGUUCUCAUGAUUUCCAAUAAUUAUAUCACUGGAUUGAUACCAAUGAACUGCAUUGCGCUUGUAAGUGGUUUCUUUUUCUCUUUAUAGUAGAAAUACACAACUGUGCAUAAAAUAAUACGAAAUGAAAAAAAAAGGGAAUACCAUUGAUUUUCUCUGGGGCAUUAUUGUAAAUAUAUAUAUAUAUAUAAAACAUACUAAUAUAUAAUGACUCCAUUUGGAUAUAUGCAAAUUAGCAAAACAAAAAUGCAAUACUGUCAGCUGAUUUAUUUUGUGAUAGAGCAAUUUGGUGUAGGUUAUGGGUGUGUCAUUAAAAGAUGGUAGAAGCAAAGUGGAAUUAUUAAAUACAGAGAGAAUAAUCAUUAAUUUAUUGGUACUGUAUUUUCCUAUUUUGUCCCGUUCUGCAGCUUGAUAUUAACUUUUGAAGGGCUUUGUACAGCCUUGGAACUGACAGCUACAUUUGUUGCAAAUAUCCUGAAUGGGAUUCUCUCAGCUAUCAACUAAACCUUCAGCAGAUUAGAUGGUAGAUAGCAGAUGAUGGUAGAUUAUAGUCAUGAGUAGUGUGGUGGCCUAGUGGUGAAGAUGCUCACCUCCUAAUCCAAGGUAGUAUCAGAUAUUUCCUAGAGCGUAAAGAAAAAAAAAAUAUCUGCUGUAAACUUUGCAUGGUGUUAGGAAGGGCAUCCAGCCAGUAAAAUGUUCAGCUCCAUUGACCCAACUCUACCCCAAAUUAAGGGAUUACAGGGUUGUAAAAGGGAGUUUGGUGGUAGAUUAUAGUCAUAGAUACAGAAAAUGUUCACCAUGAGAUAGCUUACUUUUUGUAUACGAAGUAAUUUCUCUGUUAAUGGCUAUCUUUAGAAAGCUAUCAGGAUUCUGUGGUGCAGAAAGUGGCAGCAGUGCAAGACGAGAAGCAGACAAUGUGAAAUGAUUGAGUUUACAAAGCGUUCUUUUCUACGUUUUUGCUCAUGUAUCCAUGCUAAAGGCACAGUUUAACCAAGCAGAGAAAAAAAUGUGAGAGGUCAUUGUGUCCUAGGACAGCAGUCCUCAACCUUUCUGGCUUGGCGAUCCAGCGGUGGGGAGAAAUGGAGGUAGUUCCCUGUGAGUGGCAGGUGAGGGUGCGCGAGUGCACGCAGCUCCAUUUGUGCGAGCAGCUGCCACUUGCAUGAAGGGAGCUUCACACACGUGCACAUGCUCACCCAUUACUUGUGUGGCCCGGUUCCAAACAGGCCAUGGCCCGGGAGUGGGCCACGGCCCAGAGGUUGGAGACCUCUGUCCUAGAAUGUUUUUUUUUUAAAAAAACCAUUCCUUUGUAUUAACUUUUCAGAACCCAAAUAAACUUAGAAGCUGGAGAGAGGUUAGCCUGAUCUAUCAGCAUAAUUUUUUUUUUCCUCCAAUGGAGCUGGCAGUCUCCUUUCAGCCAGAAGAACCAACUGUUGUGUGGGAAUUUGACACCCUUGCUCAAAAGGCUUAGCCGUUCUUAUUUUUGCCAGAGGGAUAUGGAGGAUUAUUUCAUUUUGGACCAUUUUAUGAUAAGCUUUCCAACAUUUCGGUGUCUCGAGACAACUGAAUAAUUGUACAACUACUGUAUAAAACAAAUUUUUUUGCAGUAUGCCUCUUAUAUUGCAAAAGACAUUUGCACUAAAACAAUAUCAGGUAUUUUAUUGAUGCUAUUACUGGGCAGUUUCACAGAGAAAAUGCUGCUUUUCUUAUGUACUUCUUUGUGUGCCUUUUAAAAAGCAUGGAAAUUUUCAUUGUAAUUUUCAUAACAUUCCAGUCACACUUGCGAUUUACAAACUUAGGUGUAUUUCCCAGUGCUCUGAUUUCCAAAUGCUAUUUGCUCCUUUAUUAGUAUCAAUAAGUACUGGUAAGGGAAUUUGGUUAAAGUUGUUAUGUCUUCCUGUGCCUUUACAUACAUAAAAUACAGAUAUAUAAGUGCUUGGUUCAACAAAAACUGAUACAAUAAAAAUGUUAUUUCUUUAUUAUCAAUGCUAGGGUAAUGGGGCAAGUUGCCUUUUGCCAAGGAAUGCACUUAACAUUUUUUAAGAAUGGUGGGGGUUUUUUCAUUGUUCAUCAAAUUUUGAAAACAUAUCUUUCUUACUUAAAAAGUUGACAAAUUUUAGUAACAGUUUUAUGUUUUAAUGUGCCUGAAACUACAUCACUAAUUUUGAACAAUUGUGGUUGGAAGAUGUUCUGGGGGAUGCAGAAAAAGAGAAUUGGAGGUAGUCUUAAGCUACCUCGAUCUAUAAUAAAAUAUCUUAAAGUCA
This is a messenger RNA of Pantherophis guttatus, 5497 nucleotides long. It is a transcript of the gene SECISBP2, whose product is annotated as SECIS binding protein 2. Gene Ontology annotation, biological process: selenocysteine incorporation. Gene Ontology annotation, molecular function: mRNA 3'-UTR binding; ribonucleoprotein complex binding; selenocysteine insertion sequence binding. NCBI's taxonomy places the organism in Eukaryota, Metazoa, Chordata, Lepidosauria, Squamata, Colubridae. Gene Ontology annotation, cellular component: ribonucleoprotein complex; mitochondrion. The record is from RefSeq and is a predicted model, not a curated record.